UUACUGCAGUGGAUGUGCUUUGACAUAUUUUCAAACAUAGAUUUUAAAGUUUAAACCAUCAGCUCUGAAAGGUCAUAAACCACUAACCAUGUCAAUGGUAAAGGUUGUGUAAAAUUGAACUUAAUCUGACCCAAAUGCCAACACACAUUUUGUUUCAGGUUCAGGUAUCACAAUCUUUUUUAAUUCUCUCAAUAACCAUAAUCAGUUAUAUUUUUGCAAUCCUUGAGAAAUGCGCUUAAAUAAUUCCUGUAAAUGUUUACUUGGGAGUUUAAAUAGCCAACUAAAACUUAAAGAAGACAUUGUGCUUGUGUCUGCUAUAUAGUUAUAAUCUGUGACGCCCAUGGAUCAUUAUGUUACAUGUUGGACAAUCACAAUAUUAAUCUAAAAUGACUUAAUAAAAGAAACAAGUUAGCUGACUUCUGCGUUACAAAGCUGUGUUGCCCAGUGGGAGCCAACGUUGCCAUAAACAUCAUCACAACAAAGAGUUGGCUUCUCCGAUGGAUAGCUGCAGAUCACGCUAGCCAGCAUUUUUGACCAAAAUGAUUAUGCACUGCUGCCGAAUACUACAUGCAUCACGAUUAAGAAAAUAAAUUUGGAGAACAAAUUAUAUACAGAGAUGGAUACUGGUGGAGUGAAAAUAUAAUCUGGUAGAUAAUAUCGCCCACCUAUACUGAUAAUAACUAACAAAACAAAUGUAUAGUCUGCAAAUAAAACUUAACUACAUAACAUAAUUUUGACCUUGUAUUUAAGUAUUAAUCUACCUUGUCAUCUAAUGUAACAAAAUGAGUGCUGUAUUUGAAUAUAUUUGGAUGGAAAACUGAAAGCUAUCUGGCCUUAUUGAAGGGAGGGAGGAUGAGGGGGAAGUGGAGAUGCAUUUCCCAUAAGUCAUGUUGGCCACUCCUCCCUAACUGGCUGAAUGCCAGCAUCAAACACACACACACACAGCAGUAUCUAACCACUGAGCCAGGAAGUUAUACCGCAGAGAAACAGGUCGAGGAAAACAGCACAACACCUUUGAAUCAAAUGUAGACUUCAGAUUUUAAAGACAACACUCAGAGAUACUGGAUGGACAUGAAAAAACAGCAUGCAUAGCCUAUGUGGUCCAAUAAAUGAAAUGGCGGUGAGGCAGAGGAUUUUCAACUCCACGUCCCCCUUUUCUGGGACGUCCCAGGUGGAGCUGAAGGGGUCAUUUCCAGUCUGUACAGCUUCAGAGCAGGAUACAGAAGACGAGGAUGAAGAUGGAAACAACAACAAAAUGAACCUGAUCAAAUACAACCCUUUACUGAGAAGACUGUGGACGUAUGGGACCGCCGAGCAGAUAGGAGAGGGGCCACUGAAGACCUCCAGCUUCAUCGCUCAGGCUGAAUGUGAAACCCAGGACUCUCAAGAAUUCAGUCCAUCCUAUUCAAAAUGCUAUGUUCCAUCUCCAAACUGCUUCUCCAACAGCCAUUCUUCUGAGCCAAACAAUGUAGCCUCUCCAGCUCCUGCGUCCAUCCAGGAUCUGAGCAGGUCCCCAGCUCAAAGCAACAGCAGAAAGAAAGCACGCAAGAAGCAGAAGCGCAAAGGCAAGAAAAAAACAGAGAAGAAGAGAGAAGAGAGACAUCGACAGCGGGUGCCCUCUGGGGUCCCUGAACAAGAGAGUGGGAGCUCUCUGCCGUGGAUGCAGGAAGAUUCCUUCUCUGGCUGCAGCAGUGGUCUGAGCAGUUCUUGUUGUAGCAGUGUUGAGUGCUCGGAGGUACAGAGCCCACGUUCUUUUUACAGUAAACCUGUGUACAACAUUAGCUCUGCUGUUCCCUGGACUGGAUUCGUGGGGUCUUAUAGACAGGAGAGUGACUCAGACUCCUCCAGCAGCAUUGGAGACUGCUCAUUAGCUUUAGCAGGUCUCAGGGGCAACGUUUCCCAAGGAGACCCAUGUUUCGCUGGACCAUUCUUUAAAGAGUUAGAGCAGGAUGUAAGAGAACAAGAAGAAGAGUGCACAUUUUACUCAGAUACAAAUGAGGGAAUAAUAUUUUACAAAGAGGAAAUACAGACAGUAGAUUCUGAAUACAGAGAGGGGAGAGAGUACAUCUUCACAGACUUCAUCAAAGAAGGCUCCUAUGGGGAGGUUCAUACGGCAAAAGAUGUGAACACAGGUUUCACGUUUGCAGCCAAAAAGAUUGCUCUGAAGAGGUUCAACAGUGAGGAGGUGGGUGCGUGGAGUGCCCUCAAAUCCUCUCGUGUUGUGGAGCUGUUUGGAGUGGUCAGAGAAGGGCCCAAUGUUGUCCUUUUCAUGGACCAUAAAGCUGGCUCUUUGGGGCAGCUGAUAUCAGAGAGGGGACGGCUCCCUGAGGAUCUAAGUCUCCAUUACCAGUGUCAAGUCUUCUGUGGUUUAGAGUAUUUAGUGAAGAAAAGAGUAGCCCAUCUGGACAUAAAAGCUGAUAAUGUGUUACUAUCAGUUGAUGGUCGAGACACUUUUCUUUGCGAUUUUGGACACGCAGAAAGACUUGAUAAACAAGGACACAGCCUCAGUAGAUCCAGAGAAUUGAAAGGUACAGAAACGCACAUGGCCCCUGAAAUGGUGAAAGGUGAACUCCGUGGAGCUAAAGCAGAUGUGUGGAGCAGCUGCUGUAUGUUUCUUCACAUGCUCAAUGGGUGCCAACCUUGGACUCGGUACUACAACUGUAGACUGUACCUCAAGAUUGCAAACGAGCCCCCACCUUUGAGAGAGAUCCCGUCAGACUGCAGCCCUCUCACCACUGACGUGUUCAAAGCCGGUCUACACAAGGACCCAGUGAAAAGAGCAUCAGCGUCUGAACUGAAAAUAAAAACAGCCAGAGCUUUACAAGAAGUGGGAGGACUCACCAGCUCCGUCAAGGGACCGUACAUUGAACCAUUGUACAAUGUCAACAAACCACCGGACAACUAUUUAAGCAACAGUGUUCAGGAAACAGAGGAACUCCCAAAACUUGAUAAAGUGUGGAGUGUGGAUAAACCAAAGAGAGGAAUUGGUGAUGACAAUCUCAAGUCUCAUCAGUUAGACCUGGACUCAGAACCAUGUGUUCAAGUCCCCUUAAUUGAAAACAUUCAGAAAGAAAGAAACAAGACCACCACUGUGCCAGAGCUAGAGCUACGUAAACUGGAAAGAGAUUUCUACUUGAGCAGCCUAUCACAACUCCAUUCAGCAGAGAUGCAGGAACAGUUAUUGUCUUGUAUCAGCAGCGACUACUCCAAUAGAGACCAGUGGGAGAAAAAGGACUCUGGUCGCUGGUCCCUCAGUCCAGGAGAUGACUUCAGCUCCGGUGUUUUCUCCUGCAACAGCCAACCAGAUGGACAGGUGUUCAGCAUGGACUUUCUUGGCCCGUCACAAUUCCCACCACCCUCUUGUUUCGAAGGAGUAGAUGUGUGUAUCAAAGAUAUCAGUCAGAGAAGUAUCCGGAUCAGAGAAGCCCGGCGUGUGACAGUGGGACACAUCGCCACAGGCAUCAGUGAUCAGAUUUCCGAGAGGGUUUUUACCUUGGAGACACACACAGGUCAACAGAUUGGUCAUGCUGAGGAGGUGCUGGAGUCUGGACUUGAGCUCUGCUGUGUCUCUGCACCUGACUUCAGUCCCACCUGGAGAUGGAGGGUCAAAGAUGGCGUUCUUGAGACCAGAUAAAGAACCAUUUGAAUGUGUCUGAAGUCCCUUACUUUUUCCCAAGCCUUAUAACCAUUGCCUUUUUAACUUCUGAAUGUUUUUUUUACCGUCGUCAUUUUUUUUACAUACUGAAUAAAUGUGGUUUAAACUA
This is a messenger RNA of Boleophthalmus pectinirostris (great blue-spotted mudskipper), 3764 nucleotides long. It is a transcript of the gene map3k14a, whose product is annotated as mitogen-activated protein kinase kinase kinase 14a. NCBI's taxonomy places the organism in Eukaryota, Metazoa, Chordata, Actinopteri, Gobiiformes, Gobiidae. Bases 1085 to 3634 code for a protein of 849 amino acids. Gene Ontology annotation, molecular function: protein kinase activity; ATP binding. The transcript is spliced from 16 exons. Gene Ontology annotation, biological process: protein phosphorylation; positive regulation of canonical NF-kappaB signal transduction. The record is from RefSeq and is a predicted model, not a curated record.